Oryzias latipes (Japanese medaka) is the source of this 1845-nucleotide messenger RNA. RefSeq names its product cytochrome P450, family 20, subfamily A, polypeptide 1 (gene cyp20a1). The record is from RefSeq and is a predicted model, not a curated record. Gene Ontology annotation, cellular component: membrane. Lineage: Eukaryota; Metazoa; Chordata; Actinopteri; Beloniformes; Adrianichthyidae. Gene Ontology annotation, molecular function: oxidoreductase activity, acting on paired donors, with incorporation or reduction of molecular oxygen; heme binding; monooxygenase activity.
UCGGAUCGAUUGCUUUGGUCUGCCGAUCGAUUUUGUUGACGUGGAAACGGUCGCGAGCGAGGUAAUAAAAACCUGCAGAAAUACACGACCUAUAGUCCGUAGAGCGGCGCUCCGACAGCCGAACCAUCAUGCUGGACUUCGCCAUCUUCGCCGUCACGUUUGUCGUCAUUUUAGUGGGCGCUGUUCUGUAUUUAUACCCGUCGUCAAGGAGAGCCUCAGGAGUUCCGGGUCUCUUCCCAACAGAUGAGAAGGAUGGGAACCUGCAGGACAUCGUGGGCAGAGGCAGCCUCCAUGAGUUCCUCGUCAGUCUGCAUGAGCAGUUCGGUCCGGUGGCCUCGUUCUGGUUCGGCCGCCAGCCGGUGGUCAGCCUGGGCUCGGUGGACCCGCUCCGGCAACACAUCAACCCCAACCACACCACUGACUCCUUUGAGACAAUGCUGAAGUCGUUGCUAGGCUACCAGGCAGGGGCGGGAGGUGGGGCCAACGAGUCAGUGAUGAGGAAGAAGCUGUACGAGAGCGCCAUCAACAACGCCGUGAAGAACAGCUUCCCUGCGGUGCUGAAGGUGGCGGAGGAGCUGGUGGAUAAGUGGAGCUCCGUCCCGGAGGAUCAGCACAUCCCGCUGUGCGCUCACCUGCUGGGCCUGGCCCUGAAGACCGUCACGCAGCUGGCGCUGGGCGAACGGUUCAAAGACGACGCCGAGGUCAUUUCGUUCCGCAAGAACCACGAAGCGAUCUGGUCGGAGAUCGGGAAAGGCUACAUGGACGGCUCCUUGGAGAAGAGCUCCAGUAGAAAGCGACACUACGAGAGCGCGCUGUCAGACAUGGAGGCCACGCUGCUGGCGGUGGCGAAGGACAGGAAAGCGCAGCGGAGGCAGACGGCGUUCGUGGACGCUCUGCUUCAGUCCGGCCUCACGGAGCGGCAGAUCAUGGAGGACUGCAUGGUCUUCACGCUGGCUGGAUGCGUCAUCACAGCCAACCUGUGCAUCUGGGCGCUCCACUUCUUGUCGACCGCAGAGGAUGUCCAGGAGAAACUGUGCCAGGAGGUGGAGGACUUGUUUGGUUCCGACCCGGUUUCCCUAGACCGGAUCCCGCAGCUGAAAUACUGCCAGCAGGUCCUCAACGAGACGGUGAGGACCGCCAAGCUGACGCCCGUCGCCGCUCGCCUCCAGGAAGUGGAGGGGAAAGUGGGUCAACACGUCAUCCCCAAAGAGACGCUGGUGAUCUACGCUCUUGGCGUGGUCCUGCAGGACGCUGACACCUGGAGCACCCCUUACAGGUUCGAUCCCGACCGAUUCCAGGACGAGUCGGCUAGGAAGAGCUUCUGCCUCCUCGGCUUCUCUGGGAGCCAAACGUGUCCGGAGCUCAGGUUCGCCUACACAGUCGCUACAGUUCUGCUCGCCACCUUGGUGAGGCGGCUCAAGCUCCGACCACUGAAGGGACAGGCACCCGAGGUCCGGUCUGAGCUGGUGUCCACACCCAAAGAGGAAACCUGGAUCACGGUGAGCAGCAGGAGGGGCUGAGAGCUCCAGGAACAAACUCCAGUCGAAGAGAAACCAGAAAGUAUUAGAGGUUAGGCUCCUCCCCCUCCUCUCGACGAAGAUCUCAUCUUCAGAUCAGUGCCUUUCUAAGCCCUCACCGCCAUCCUUAUACCAUCUCUGCACCUCGACUGUCCUCAGACUUCUAGGUCUUUGUGAGUCAUAGAGGAUCUAGAAGAUUCCAACACUCUUUUUAAAAAGCUCUUGAAUGAUAAAAAUGUUCCAAAACAUUUAUUGUUCUGCUUUACCCAUGAACAAAUGGAGCUAACAAUUAGCUCACUGUAAAAACAAAUAAAACUUUUUUUGAAUA